AUGUUGGGAGAUUGUGACACAGGGAAUCAAGUUCAAAAGGACAUUGAAACUGCACAAAAUCAUGAAAAUGAAAAUUCUGGACAAGCUGAACCAGAAACUGCAACUACUAAAAAUUCAAGAGACAAUUCCGUUUUGUCUCAUGAAUCUGAAGGAAAUCCUAAAGCCUGCAGCAUCCAGAAUCCAUUGGUACCUGAAUCUGCCUCCAAGUCUACCAGACCACGUGAAUGGAGAUUCUUGAAGAACUACCCUGAGGAAUUUGUUAUUGGGAACGUCUCUCGUGGAGUUAGAACUCGGUCCUCAACUAGAAAGGCCAAUGAAAAGACAAACAUUGUCCUUCUCUCUCAAAUAGAGCCUCAGAAUGUCAAAGAAGCCCUUAGUGACCCCUCCUGGGUUAAAGCAAUGGAGGAUGAGCUUCUUGAGUUUGAGAAGAACCAAGUGUGGACUUUGGUUCCUAGGCCAAGUGGAAAGAAAGUGAUAGGCACCAAGUGGAUUUUUCGAAACAAGCUAGGAGAGGAUGAAACCACUCAUAUGAGGAAGAAAAUCAUUCCACAAAGGCCUCCUCGUGAAAAGAUCCUCAAACUUCCAUCAAAACCAAAUCCCUCUACUCGUUCAAGAGAUCAAACAUUCACUCCCUCACCUUCUCCUCCUACCUCUCCUCCUCGUACUGAUCCCAUGGCACGGACCAAGACCACACCAAGGUAUCCUACCUCAGCCAAGCCAACGCCACCACCAAAGGCAACGCCUUCCAAACUAAGCUCCUCGAAACUUGGCUCAUCCAAGGGCAAGUGCCCUGCUACUAAAGAACCUAUUCCUGAGUCAACACAACCUAAGCCAAAGUCUGUUCCUGUGCGUUCUCAAUGA
Messenger RNA from Arachis stenosperma, 861 nucleotides. RefSeq lists its product as uncharacterized. The record is from RefSeq and is a predicted model, not a curated record. NCBI's taxonomy places the organism in Eukaryota, Viridiplantae, Streptophyta, Magnoliopsida, Fabales, Fabaceae. The transcript is spliced from 2 exons. The coding region runs from base 1 to 861 and encodes 286 amino acids.